GAGAGAGACUGUGCCUGCUGCACAAACAGCGUGUUCAUUAAUCAUUGCAGCUGGAAGCUCCUGUUUUUUCCUCUACCAGAUAACCUAAACUCACUGAUCUAGUAGCUAAGUAAGGUUUUUCUGCACACUGGAUCUCCAUGCACAAUAACCCAUAACAUAAUUUUACGUCUUUCUGCAGACUGCAGUAUCUACAAGAUAAAGAUAUCAUAGCUUGCUUCCAGCAAUGAGCUCUGUACCUACUAGUAACAAGACUUUAUGGACUCUGACAUUAGUAGAACUGUUGCUAAUUGCGAUUGCUGGCUUAAAUAAAGGGUUUGAUUUUGAUUAUAAUGCCGAUUACUUGUUAGAAGACGAAAAUCAUGAAAACAUCGAUUAUAAAGACCCUUGUAAAGCUGUUGCUUUCUUAGGAGACAUUGCUUUAGAUGAAGAAGAUCUGAAACUGUUUCAGAUAGAUGGAACAAUUAAUUUCACCAACCACAGGGACGAGACAACUGGGCAUAACACAGGUGGUUUAGAAGAACAGUACAUUUCAAAGAAGAACACCACGUCAACAAAACUUAAAAACAAAAAAGUUAAAAAGGAUGAAAGACCAAAUAACUCAAUAACUAGGAGACAAAGGAAGAAGAUAAACAGAACCCAGUCUUCCAGGAAUUCAGAAUCUCAGCAAAGGGUACGCAGAGCUGCAACAUCAAGGGCAGAAAGAAUAUGGCCUGAAGGAGUCAUACCUUACGUAAUUGGAGGGAAUUUUACUGGUAGUCAACGAGCAAUAUUUAAGCAAGCCAUGAGACAUUGGGAAAAAUAUACAUGUGUCACAUUUGUGGAAAGAACUGACGAAGAAAGUUACAUUGUUUUUACUUAUAGACCAUGUGGAUGCUGCUCGUAUGUGGGCCGUCGAGGCGGAGGACCACAGGCAAUUUCGAUAGGCAAAAACUGUGACAAAUUUGGAAUCGUAGUUCAUGAGCUUGGUCAUGUUGUUGGAUUUUGGCAUGAACAUACACGUCCUGACCGGGAUCAUCAUGUUAGUAUUAUAAGAGAAAAUAUACAGCCAGGGCAGGAGUACAACUUCUUCAAGAUGGAACCUGGGGAAGUGAAUUCCUUGGGAGAGACUUACGACUUUGACAGUAUCAUGCAUUAUGCCAGGAACACGUUCUCAAGAGGUGUCUUCCUGGACACCAUUCUUCCUCGAAGAGAUGACAGUGGUGUGAGGCCUGCCAUUGGUCAGCGUGUCAGACUGAGUCAAGGAGAUAUUGCUCAAGCUAAGAAACUGUACAAGUGUCCAGCUUGUGGAGAGACAUUGCAGGACACAUCAGGAAAUUUUUCAACACCUGGUUUUCCAAAUGGAUACCCUUCUCAUUCACACUGUGUCUGGAGAAUCUCUGUCACUCCAGGAGAAAAGAUUAUUCUAAAUUUCACUGCCAUGGAUUUAUUUAAAAGUCGAUUAUGUUGGUAUGAUUACAUAGAAAUUCGAGAUGGGUAUUGGAGAAAAGCACCACUACUGGGUCGAUUUUGUGGAGAUAAACUUCCAGAGCCUAUCAUUUCUACUGAUAGCAGACUGUGGAUUGAGUUCCGUAGCAGCAGCAACAUCCUUGGAAAGGGAUUUCUUGCAGUUUAUGAAGCUGUUUGUGGUGGAGAAAUUUAUAAAGAUGUUGGACAGAUCCAAUCUCCCAAUUAUCCAGAUGACUACAGGCCAUCCAAAGACUGUGUCUGGAAAAUUACUGUCUCUGAAGGAUUUCAUGUAGGGCUUGCAUUUCAAGCAUUUGAGAUUGAAAGACACGAUAACUGUGCUUAUGAUUAUUUGGAAAUUCGUGAUGGAAAUUCAGAAGACAGUCCAAAAAUUGGACACUUUUGUGGAUACGAAAGGCCAGAAGAUAUCAAAUCUACAUCAAACAAACUAUGGAUGAAAUUUGUGUCAGAUGGUUCCAUUAAUAAAGCUGGCUUUGCUGCAAACUUUUUCAAAGAAGUAGAUGAAUGUGCAAAACCAGACAGCGGUGGAUGUGAACAGCGGUGUGUCAACACACUUGGCAGCUAUAAAUGUGCAUGCGACCCAGGAUUUGAGUUGACUGCAGACAAAAAAAGCUGUGAAGCUGCCUGUGGGGGUUUCAUUACCAAGCUGAAUGGAACUAUAACUAGUCCUGGUUGGCCCAAGGAAUAUCCAACUAACAAAAACUGUGUAUGGCAAGUGGUAGCCCCGGCACAGUACCGAAUAUCUAUACAGUUUGAAAGCUUUGAACUUGAAGGCAAUGAUGUGUGCAAAUAUGAUUAUGUUGAAGUUCGUAGUGGAUUAUCAUCUGACUCGAAGCUUCAUGGGAAAUUUUGUGGCUCAACAAAGCCUGAAGUUAUAACAUCACAGUCCAACAACAUAAGGGUAGAGUUCAAAUCUGACAAUACUGUGUCGAAGAAAGGAUUCAAAGCUCAUUUCUUCUCUGAUAGGGAUGAAUGCUCAAAAGACAAUGGAGGUUGCCAGCAUGAAUGUGUUAAUACUUUUGGCAGCUAUGUUUGUCACUGUCAGAAUGGUUUCAUGCUACAUGAAAAUGGACAUGAUUGUAAAGAAGCUGGCUGUGAGCACAAAUUAACAAAUGCAGAGGGGACAAUUUCUAGUCCAAACUGGCCAGAUAAAUAUCCAAGUCGUAAAGAAUGUACAUGGGAGGUAUCCGCUACUCCUGGUCACCGUGUGAAAAUAGUGUUUAGUGAGUUUGAAAUUGAAUUACAUCAGGAAUGUGCUUAUGACCACCUGGAAGUAUAUGAUGGGCCCAACAGCAAGUCACCAAUCCUGGGUCGCUUCUGUGGAAGCAAGAAACCAGAUCCAGUCAUAUCUUCUGCAAGUAAAAUGUUUAUCCAGUUCUAUUCUGAUGCCUCAGUUCAAAAGAAAGGCUUCCAGGCAAGAUAUGGUACAGAAUGUGGAGGCCGCCUUAAGGCAGAUAUCCGCACAAAAGAUCUGUAUUCUCAUGCUCAGUUUGGUGAUAACAACUACCCAGGACAGUCGGAUUGUGACUGGGUUAUAGCUGCUGAAGAUGGAUAUGGAGUGGAGCUUAUUUUCCAAACGUUUGAAAUAGAAGAAGAGUCAGACUGUGGCUAUGACUACUUGGAAAUCUACGAUGGCUACGACAGCACAGCACCUAGACUUGGCAGGUUUUGUGGUUCAAGGCCUCCAGAAGAUGUUUAUUCUGCUGGUGACUCUCUUGUGGUUCGUUUUCAUACAGAUGACACUGUCAACAAGAAAGGCUUCCAUGCACGGUUUACCAGUACCAAAUUUCAGGAUGCUCUCCAUGUGAGAAAGUAGAAUGUAGAUCUCCUGUUAAUGGACAACUAAUUUUCUCAGCCUCGACACUGGGGGUUUUAAAACAACCAAGUCAAAGAAAACAACACAAACCUGAUUUCACAAAGUGUACUCUUCUGCAGUCAUAAACCUUGUGAGAUAAACAUGCAUCUGAUAUUAACAUUACACCACAUUCAGAUAGUACAUUUAGGACCAAAUAUUAAGUGUUGACCAUGACAAUGUGUCAGAGAUGUUGGAAAGAUUUUACUGCAUUGGAUAAAGUCAUUAUUAAAAGAAUGCAUUUUCCAAAAAUCAGUAACCACACCUCAAGCUGUCUCCACUGAAGGUUUCAACUUACAUACUGUCUUUUGUUUGUUUUUGUUUUUCUCCUUUUUUUUUUAAGAUGUAAGGUACAUUUGUUGGUUUACAACUAUUAAGGUUCCACAAAUAAGCACUAGGUAACUUGCUUGCAUUUUGUUUAUUGAAAAGUAAUGGUAACUAAAUGUACAUGAAGAAAAUGCAGUCUCUUAAUGAUGGCAGCUAAAGUAUGUAUGUGCAAUAAGACAGAGAAAAUGUUACAUUCAUUGUUGUCUGGUAACUUUUUUAGGCAUUUUACCAGUUGUCCCACCUCCUAACCCUAGCACAGAAAUGUAAAUAUUAAAUACUGUCCACAAUUUUUUUUCUUUAAUGUGUUCACUUGGGUGCCAGAUGUUUUCAGUAGUGUGUCAUGUAGUGUAUGUACAGUAAUGGAAAGUAUGACAAAGUUUAAGAUGCCAUGUAUCCUUUUACGUAGUCAAAAGGCCAGAUACAGAGCAUGCACACAUGCUGCAGUUCCUUCAGCAAUGUCCCAUUUGAUAUUGCUUGCAUUUUCUGCUUUGUUCUAAAGUAGUUACUGCUAGUGACUAGAAUUCUACAAAGCAGGACUAUUUUUCAAUGGCUGUGUAGUCACAGUAUAAACCAUCAUUUCCUACAGUAAAAUAUAUCAAUUCCCAUCAAUACUAUGAGCAACAGAAAUUACAAUAACAGCUGUAGAGUUUUAGUUGCAGUAAACAGCUUUCUUAAAGGGACUAACAGUGCAACUAGAGUUUACUACAAGUGUUCAUAUACCAUUAGAUUGCAACACGUUUCCCUGCUGCCACUCACUCAUGUUGGCAAGUGCCUAACUUCUACCAUCCUGAAUUCCAUGCACUACCAUUAAGUUAUUUCCCCCAGAACCCUGACCCUAAAAACAACUCCAGUUCACUCCUUAAACCUAAAAAUUCCCCUCUCCCCUUCCUAACCCGCCAUCCUCUCUGUUAACUCGCUAGGCCUAAAAUACCCCUCCCCUCCCUAAACCUAACCAUGCACUAACUCCUGAUCACUCUUUAAACAUAACCCCCCUCCCCACCCUAACUCUAACCAUGUGCUAACUCCCAAUCUCUUCCUAUAACCUAAAUCUAAAAUCCCCUUAACCCUAAGUCUGUGCUAACUCCCAGUUGCUUCCAAAACCAAACAUUCCCCUGCCCUCCAUAAAUAUAAAGUCCCUCUUCCCAUUUCCCUUCCCCACUUACCAUUUCCAUGACGAGACCUUGAAGGCGUCUGACCAUUGAGGCAGCUGCAUUCUUGAACUCAUAUUCAGGUUUGAGCAACUGCUUGGCCAGGUGGGCAGAUGGGGUAACAGCCAAUCAAGCCCCUGCCUGUGAGUUAGUGGAACUACAGCAUUUGGGGCUCAAGAUGAUGAAAUACUCCCAUGUAACAAAGAUAAGCAAAAAUAAACUGGACCUUACUUAUUUUGCUGCAUUAUAUUUCAAAUGUAUUUUAUUUCAUAGGUCCUCAGAGUGAAACAGUAAGCCUCUCUCAAACUCUGGUAAAGCUUUUGCAUUUAUAUUAGCCCAACAGAACCAACACUAAUAAAACAUAUGAUGUCUGCACCAUGCCAAGAGCUGUAUGUGUGCAAACAAUUUCUCUGUUAUGCACCUUUAGUGCUGUAGUGCACUCUGAUGACAUAAUUUUGUGCUGAAUAAGACAUAAUCUUAAAAAUGUAUUCUAUUCAGCAAUGUGAUUAAGCUGCUAGCAUGUGUUGCAUUUCAUUGAAAUGAAAAGUUGAAGUAAAUACUGCUUUAGUAUCUCAGUUUAAUGUACUUUUAGCACACUUCAAUUUAUUUUUAAUUCAAUUUAUUUUUAAAACCUGAACAUGAAACUAAGUAAAAAUCAGAUCAGCUGAAAUAAAAUGACGUUACUACAAUAUGCCAUGACUUUCACAAAAAUAAAUACAUUAUACAGAAAAAAGAAAUGUAAUAAACUUAUGAGAUAAAGGACUUUGGAUUUGCAGUUUUUAAGUUAAACAUUUCGGCUUCUUUAGACUGAGGCUUGCUUAUCAGACCUCAAGUCAGCUACUGGCUUUGCAGCACUUAACACCUCAUUAACCACAAUCUUGGCACAAGUAAUGUCUUAGAUAUAAACAAGGGGCAUUGGUCCAACCGACUCAAAAAAAUAUGUUGCACUCCCCUGUACAGAAGGAAAUCCACCUCACACACACAAACUUAAAACAGACUAGUAUCCACUUGUGUUUAGCCUGAUCUCACAUAAAAUCAAUUCAGAAUAGUUUAUACUUUAAGUACACAUUUGUAGAUUUCUUUAAGAUUAUCUCGAAACAGGGCCUCCCUGGAGAAGUUGAUGUUAGCACUUAAGAAAUAUUGUUUUGUUUUACUAUGCUGAUAAAAGUUUCACAGCCUUUACAUUAAAAUUAUAUAUUGUUAAGUAGUGUUCUACCAAGGAACUAAGAGCUGCAAUGUUUUCCUUUGAAUUGCCUCAGUAUUCCUGGUAAAGAUCAAAUUAUGAAAAAAAUGAGCACUCAAGUAAAAUGUAGCACUAUAUCAAGAAAAUCAGAUUUUGAAGAAGUGCUGAUACUGCUCUUAGUUGUAGCUGAAUCUCAUAUUUUGGGUAAGCUAACUAUUGUUGCAAUGCUGCUUUAAGAGAAGAAUGACAAUAUUUUAUGUUUACCUGAUCACAUUAUUGGCAUUGGACCUUUAAACUAGCAUUCCUUUCUAUUUUGUUUUUUUUUUUCAGAAAAUGCAGAAUUUCAGGCUCUGAUAGAUAUUUGUAAAUAAAAGAACAGUUUACAAACACAUAAAAUGCAUGGUAAAAGUAUGGCAUUUCCCUCCUUUAAUUUUGUGAGCAUUUCUGGUGGUAAGUUGUUCUGCAUGUUUGGGUACUUAAUGGCUAAACUGGGAGGCAAAUGAAAAUGUUACAUUUAUGUAGAAAAGUGCUUGUAGAUGCAGAAUAGGUAGAAUAUGGGAAACAGAUGUAUGUUUAGAAGUAUGUUUAGGGAUUUAUGAACACUGAGAAUAGCAUAACAAUCUUCAGGAUAUUGCAUGACUCCAGGUCCAGAGAUACAGUUUAGAUUAACAUUUCUAUCGGUCAGUGUGUUUAAUUUUCAGGUCCAUAGAAUUAUUAAUUGUCAGGUGCUACAUUACUAAACACAGUACUGUAUUAUGAUAGUAUUAAUGUAAGUGCUAUUUAGUAGUAAUGUCUGGGUUUGUUAUAUAGUCAUUAACUGGUAAAUUCAGGUAUUUCUCAAAAAAGCAUGCAGCAAUUCAAUAAUAAAUCAAUGAUUAAAGGUGUACAGUAAGGCAAUGAGAUAGGAAAAAUAAAUAGAAAUGCAUGUGUGUUUACAAGGUUCUUUUACCCACUUAGCUCACUGAAACCAAGUAAAAUAUAAUAUAUGCAUGAAUUAAUCUGAUAAUAAAAUGGAAGCCUUAAUUAAUAUAAUGUAAAUGUUGUCACACAAGUCUGUGUUGCAUUUCAA
Molecule: messenger RNA, 7043 nt
Organism: Protopterus annectens (West African lungfish)
Lineage: Eukaryota; Metazoa; Chordata; Ceratodontiformes; Protopteridae
Gene: TLL2
Product: tolloid like 2
Exons: 21
Coding region: 224-3280 (1018 amino acids)
Biological process (GO): proteolysis
Molecular function (GO): zinc ion binding; metalloendopeptidase activity; serine-type endopeptidase activity
Source: RefSeq, a predicted model, not a curated record